AUGGCUGUGUCCCUUGUGUUUCUCGUGCACGAGAUUCAUACGCUCUAUGCAGCCAUAUUUUUGCUGAUGUGUGUGGUGUAUGUCCCGAGGGUUCGAACCGACCCUGUCUCUAAAGUAAAGGACGCUGUUAAAGGAUGUGCUAAAGAAAAAUGGGCCGGUCCCGCUAACGGAUUUGGUUGCCCUUUACGGAAGAUCCACCUACGAGCUCAACCCACCGCUUCAGAUGCUGCCGCUGACAGGGACCUGUCAACCAUGAUGGCCUCUGUGCGCAACAUGCGUAAACAAGGAUUCAGUGUAGCUGAGCUUGAACAGGACACUGUGGUGGCGGAAUUCCAGCGUCAUUUGAAAGACCUUCCUUUAUGUUCAAAAACGACUGUCCAAUGCGAUGCUAAACAAAGGUUCCGGUUUAUUAAUGGCACAUGCAACAAUCUGAAGAAUCCCACGUGGGGAAUGUCUAGAGCAGCUCAGCGUCGUCUACUUCCUGCAGCAUACGAGGACGGUUUGAACCUCCCUCGGUCGCUGGGUGUUGAUGGAAAACCACUGCCGUUCCCACGCAAGAUCAGCAACGCAGUCCAUAGGGGUCCUCAGCAGCUUAAGUCAUCCAAACUGACCUUGCAGGCCUCUCCAUUUGGUCAGUUCCUUGACCACGACAUAAUAUUAACGCCACUGAGCACUGAUGAUCCUUGUGUACCACGGUUCAAGGCCGGAUACUGCAUGGAGGUUCCGAGGUCAGCAGGGAUCCUCUGCAAGUCAUCAGCCGGUGGAAUAUUGCAACGUCAGCAGAAAAACGAUCUAACGUCAUUCGUCGACGCUUCAAACGUCUACGGCUCUUCGGACGAGCGUCUGGCGUUAUUGCGAGAGGGAAAAACACCGUUUAUGAAGGUAGCACAUGGUGCAGAUGGGCCCCGCCUACCUGACGGUCCUGAUAACAAGUGCCGUUCAGACGCGGCCAAUGGUAUACGCUGCAGUAUUGCUGGUGAACCACGAGUCAACGAAAUUCCAUCUCUGACGUCAUACCACAAUGUGUUUGUGCUCGAACACAAUCGUCUGGCGAAUAAACUUAAGGACUAUUAUCCGGACAACGAAGAAGCGUUUCAGCAGACAAGAAAACUCUUGAUCGGAAUAAUGCAGAAGAUUGUUUACGACGAAUUUCUCCCUGCUUUUCUUUCACCGACUGCGAUGAAGAAGAAUAAACUUGCCAGCUCAAAUAAAUACAAAUACGAAUCAAAGCUUGAUCCCACCGCUGCCAACGUUUUUGGAAUAGCGUUUCGUAUGGGCCACACUUGGAUUCCCACGUUUGAGUCGGUGUUCACUAAGAACUUCCAACCGUUUCGCGAAACACUUCUCAACCUGACCUUCGGUGAUCCCAACAUGACCUAUAUACAGUCUUUUAAAGGAGGUCCAUCUGGGAUGCAGGGGCUUGCCUACGCGCUCUCUGCCCUCGAGGCACAGAAAACUGACAGAAUUAUCGAAGAAACUGUCCGCAGCUUCUUAUUUGUAAACACGUCGGCCGAUACUUCCUUCGAUCUGGCAUCCCUGAACAUCCAGAGAGGUCGCGACCACGGUCUACCCUCCUACAACGAGUUUCGUAAAUGGUGCGGACUGUCGUCAGUGAGUUUUUGGAAAACCUCAUCACCAGGAGGCCUUGUUGAUCACAACCUUGAGGCAAUCACUCUUUUGAAGGCUGCUGGUUACAGUUCGCCCCAAGACAUAGACUUUUUCCCCGGAGCCCUGAGCGAAAAGCCGUUCUCUGGUGGAACCCUUGGUCCGACCAUGGAGUGUAUUAUAGGAGACCAAUUCCGGAGACUCAAGUUCGGAGACAGAUUCUUCUAUCAGAACAAGGGCACUGGAUUUAAUAAAGCACAACAGGCCGCCAUUCAAAAUUACAGCCUGGCCUCCCUGCUGUGUCAGAACUACAAAUUCAACAAGAUCAACUUUCCGAACGUCUUCAAACAAGCUGACCCACUCAGGCGCUGCCAGCAAAUCGCCGAUAUUGACGUGAAUCCGUUCUGUGUCUCGUCCGCAGACGGGGCGUGUAUAUAA
Dreissena polymorpha is the source of this 2043-nucleotide messenger RNA. RefSeq names its product myeloperoxidase-like. Gene Ontology annotation, biological process: response to oxidative stress. Gene Ontology annotation, molecular function: peroxidase activity; heme binding. The transcript has 14 exons. NCBI's taxonomy places the organism in Eukaryota, Metazoa, Mollusca, Bivalvia, Myida, Dreissenidae. The coding region runs from base 1 to 2043 and encodes 680 amino acids. The record is from RefSeq and is a predicted model, not a curated record.